Molecule: messenger RNA, 1732 nt
Organism: Pungitius pungitius (ninespine stickleback)
Lineage: Eukaryota; Metazoa; Chordata; Actinopteri; Perciformes; Gasterosteidae
Gene: rerg
Product: RAS-like, estrogen-regulated, growth inhibitor
Exons: 5
Coding region: 216-818 (200 amino acids)
Molecular function (GO): GTP binding; GTPase activity
Source: RefSeq, a predicted model, not a curated record
CAUCCAGCGGCGCGUCCGCAUCUGCGUCCGGGAAGGUCAGACGCAUCUAGUGGAAAACCGCAGACCUGGCAACUUUUUUUUCUCCAGAAUUGAUCAGCGUUUGAUCACCGGGAGAGUCUUCCUCAUUCAGCGGUCCCCCGAGGCUGUGAGGAUGGAUGGCUGACCUAGGAGCUCACCGAUUGGUUCGCUGAUCUUCGCUGGCCUCAGCCGCCGCCAUGGCCAAAAGCCCAGAGGUGAAGCUGGCCGUCUUUGGCAGAGCAGGGGUGGGAAAGUCAGCUUUGGUGGUGAGAUUUCUGACCAGACGCUUCAUCUGGGAGUAUGACCCAACACUCGAAUCAACAUAUCGUCAUCAAGCCAACAUUGAUGAUGAGGUCGUUACCAUGGAGAUUCUGGACACUGCUGGGCAGGAGGACGUCCAGCAGAAGGAGGGCCACGUGCGUUGGGGAGACGGAUUUGUCAUCGUGUACGACAUCACGGACCGGGGAAGCUUCGAGGAGGUGGCGCCGCUCCGCAGUCUCCUGGAGGAGGUGAAGAGGCCGAAAAACGUGCCCCUGGUCCUCGUGGGCAACAAGUCCGACCUGGACCACGUCCGGCAGGUGGGCACGGAGGAAGGCGAGCGGCUGGCGGCUGAAAUGGCGUGCGCCUUCUACGAAUGUUCGGCAUGCGCCAACGAGGGCGGCACCGUGGCCGAGGCCUUCCACGAGCUGUGCCGCGAGGUGAGGCGCCGCAAGGCCGUGCAGGGCAAGGCCAGACGCCGCAGCUCCACCACGCACGUCAAACAGGCCAUCAACAAGAUGCUGACCAAGAUCAGCAGCUAGAGAAGAGCGUCUGGAGCAACAGGAAAUGUACAACUUUCUUAUGUUAAAUGUUGCAAGCAGCUAUCGGCUCCGAAAACACGGCUGCAGUGUGUGGAAUGCGUUCUUUACUUCUUCUCCUACUUGUUCCAUCCAAAAGGCAAUCUCUCCUCCGUGUGGAAGAGGUAGCUCAUGUCGUCACUUUAGCGUGGUGUAAACCUUUGAGCUCAUUGGGAUCAAAGUCAUUGUGGAUACAGGGGAGCUAAUUGUACGUUCUCCACCUGUAUUGCUAUUGUUGGGGGGAUAUUUGGUCGUGGUUCUGCUCACGUGGGCUCAACUGUCUUUCAGCCAGUGGUCAAAGAAAAAUAAGAACAGAGAACGACUAUCACGUAAAACUAGAUCCACUGUCCUCAACCCGUGUCGUUCCUUCGACAUCUCCCCGUCGGUCAAACCAUGUAAAGUCCAAUAUUUCUGAUGUGUCCUCCCUGCUUUUGUGCAUAACAUGUGGAACCAGUACGGUUCAGAACAUAAUGACAGAACAUUUUUUGCGGUUUUCUUCUUCAAACCUUCUUCACCAGCCCAGCAUGUCACAUUCAGGGGGGUGUUCUUAUCGACUGUAAUUUUGAAUUCUGUAAACUAAGUGAGUAUAGAGCCCAAUGUCAUGUACAGUAGAAGAUACUGUAAUUGUUGAAAUGGAAUAUGUUUUCAUGUAUGUGACCUGUAUAAUCAAAAACAAUCAGAUGUGCACUCAAAAUUAAAAAUGUAUAUGCCAUUGGUUUUCCUCUUCCUGAGUCCAUAUGUUUGGUCGACAUGCAUGUUUAUGUCGUUGCUUGGUACAUGUAUUUGAUGUUUUUGAGGCCCUAAGUGGUGUUCCAAGUUCAAAGUGAUAAAUAAUGUGUACAAUACCAACUCCUUCAGCCAGACCCUUAAAUGUCACG